Messenger RNA from Ceutorhynchus assimilis (cabbage seed weevil), 5801 nucleotides. NCBI's taxonomy places the organism in Eukaryota, Metazoa, Arthropoda, Insecta, Coleoptera, Curculionidae. The record is from the annotation of a GenBank genome assembly.
GCCUUGACUCACUAGUACGCGAAUUUUCAGUUUUAACCCGAAAUGCGUCUAAUUUAGAUUUAGUUUUUGUUUGUUUUUGGCAUUGGCACAAUUUUCUUGAACAGGCGCGGCUCCCUUGUUUAGGUGCGGACUUUGGGCAUAAUCUAACAUCUACCGGACACCAACCUACUGUCAAGUUAAAAUCUAAAAACCCAAACUCAAAAAUGGAUCCUCCAGCGUGCGUACAAAACGCUAUGAUGACCAAAGACAAGAAACCUUUCACUUACACCCCGGGAGGUAUCGAUUUGUCGGAAGUGCGUUCUCCAAGAAUGCAACGUCGUAUCGAACGCAACGCUAAUUUAGGAGGUGUGUCCGACGUGCCCAGACCUCCACCACCUCAAAAUGUAGGCCCUUUACCACCAUCUGCUUUGGCUGCUAUGAGACCUCAAACACAGGUCCAAGUCUUUCCCGGUCCACCCCCAGCUCCACCCAUGCAAAAAAAUAUCCCACCCCCACCUCCACCGCCCACCUGUCCUCUUCCUACCCAAAAGGUGCAGACAGGCGCCAGCGAAGUUUUGGAAAGGCCCGAUAUGACGAAAAUUAUACCUGAAAAUCCGAUGUCUUUGUUGAGGAAAACCGGUGGUCCGACUCCUAGAAAGUCUUUGGUAGAGCAGAUGUACGAAGCUCAACCACCUUCACCGGAACGUCCUCAACCAAUUUCAACUCCAGUUCCACCACAACAACAAUAUCAACCCCAAUAUCAAGCUGCUCAACCUCAAUAUCAAGCUCCCCAACCUCAAUAUCAAGCUCCACAACCUCAAUAUCAAGCUCCUCAACCUCAAUAUCAAGCUCCCCAACCUCAAUAUCAAGCUCCCCAACCUCAAUAUCAGGCUCCUCAAUCUCAAUUUCAACAACGUUCGCCUGAGUCUCCUAAACCAUCACCCUAUCAGCCUCCGAUCAUUGAAAGACAAGCGACCGUGCCCAGACAGGAACCACCACAAAGGAAUAAUGUUGUUAGUUCAAAUGUUGGUACUUUGUAUAUUCCUCCAUUGAAUCAGCAGCAACAAAAGGUAGUUUCACCUCCAACCCCGCCGGAACGUACGCAGCCCCAAGUCCAAUCUCCAGGUACCCCGACAUUAAAAGAAGCCCCUCGUCCGUGGCAACAACGCAACCGCCAACAAGAGUUGCCAGCUUGGGCUAAAAAAGACGAGCCUCCAGCUCCUAAUAUGCAACAGAGAUGGCAACCACCAGCAGCAGGACCGGCUCAACAACCGAGAUCUCCGCAACCUCCCAAUACUUAUCCAGUGCAAAUUGAAGUUCGCACGGUUCCAUAUCAACCAGACGAAGUGGAAAGUAUUGAAAGGAAACCGAAUGCUGUUUAUGUUACUCAACCGGUUGUUUUGCAACAUCCUGGAACGAAAAUUGAACCUCCAUAUCAAGGUUCACAACCACAGCAAUAUCAACAGCAGCAAACUAGACAGCAAGUACAACAACAUCAAACUAGAACGGUUGAAACUGGAACUAGGAUUAUUCCUAUUCAAAUUGAGGGACGGACUCCUCCGACUACACCAGGAGAUAGGAAUCUAAAUCGUCAACUGAGCUGGGGUUCACAGCCGAGCCAAUCAAAUUCUUUCAAAGUUAUCCAGAAAUUCACCAGAACCGAUGACGAGGAAGAUGAAGAUACCCCAGUAACGCAACAUUCUGCAAGGUUCAAUCAGGAAAUGCCUGAACAAGUGAGAAGGAUGAAAAUUAAUGACAAUAAUGGACAUUUUAGACAAGGGUCCCAACAAAAUAAUGGCGGUAGAAACGUACCUGUUGAACCGCCCUACGUGCACCCCAGUGAACAAGUCGUACCUGAACCCAAGAAAUAUAUGGGAAGUAACAUCCCUAGCAGAUCUUUCAAGAUUUUACAAGCAAUGACCGCGCCAGCAGAAAAUUGUGCCAAUGCCAACUACAACGAAGAAUUACCUUAUAACGUAUUUAAUCCUUAUGCUUAUCCUUAUUAUCCUCCCCCUUAUUGGUCCGACUACUAUACUAACUUUUACCAAUCCGAACAAUCAGAUAAAAAUAGUGAAAAAGCUUCUACUAAGAGCGGAAGAUCGACUCCAUUACCAAUGCCAUACCCUCCACAGCAAUAUUGGCACGAUUUUUACCCUAGCAAUUACCCCCAAGAACAAUCUGAUUCAACUUCAAAAAUGAGCGAUAGAAGUUCGAAAAGUUCUAAAAGUGGACGGUCAACGCCGUUACCACCUCCAAUGCCUUUCUGGGGCUAUAUGCCACCCCCUAGACCAAAAGCUGAAAAUACAUUAAGACCUCAAACACCCAAAAAUGAAGAACCUGCUUACCAUUGCCCACCCAUGUAUCCUCCAUAUUACGAUCCUUAUUACUAUAGUUAUUAUUAUGGAUAUCCUCCAAUGAUGCCUCCAUUUCCAUAUUAUCAUCAAACAUCUGAAAAUGAAGAGUUCAACGGAUACUCUUCUAUGGACGAAAUGUCCAAUUAUAAUAAUAGUAGAAGGUCAUCAUUGAGAAGAAGAAAUAGUUUGGAUAAUAAUAAUAAUAACAAUAUUAAUAAUAGUGUUCAAACUUUAAGGCAACACUUUGAAGUUAGAAGCAAAUCGGCCACACCUAGAAUCACUAUAACUCCAACUUAUUCACAAGAAAAUAUUAAUGUGCCACAGGAAAACAUUUACAAUGUACCACCUGACGAGGCUGAAGAUUCUGAUACUGAAGUUGAAGGCAGUCAACCAAAUGGGCUUCGCUCAAUAAAAUCCGUCCAAAACAUUAAUGUAUAUGACGCUAGUGAUACUGAAAGCGAAGAAACUUCCAGUGAAGAAGCCGAAACCGAUGAUAUUGACGACGAAUCGAUUCCCCAUCAGCUAAGCGUAAUUUACGAAGAAAGUGAACGAGGAGAAUCUAGAAGAUCUUUCAGAUGUAGCAGCGCUGCUAGUGAAACCACUACAAUAGCUGAACAUCAAAGUGAAGAGGAGGAUGAUGACGACUUUUUAGCCAAUCAAAAUGUUAAAUACAAAAUUAAUUUGUUUCAAGAGUCUAAUCAAGGUUUCACUGUGACAGAAAAAAAUAAUGCGAAAGUGUUUAAGGAAGAAAGUUUUAGUUUGAAUGCUAUUGAAAGGAAAUCAUUUGGUGGGGCAGAAAAUAGAAGAAUUUUUACAAAAGCAUUUGAGUCUUUUGAACGAUGUGAAGUUGGUCAACAAUGUUUCAAAGUAUCCAGUGAGUCCUCCAAACGACUUGAUUUUGAGAAAUUAGAAAAUAAACUUUUCCAAAUGAACGAUUAUUGUAAUAGUAACAGUAGAGUGAUUUCGGUUAAUAAAGAGGAAAGUAAAUCUUUUGAUAGCUUUUCUUGCUCUAGUAAAAAUGAUGUUGAAAGUGGAGUAACUGUGGAAGAAGUUGAGAGUGAAGUAGAGGAUAACGCAGAGAAAUUGUGCAUCAAAGAAAAAGAAGAAAAUUGUGAUAAACACAAAGAGAAAGAUGAAGAUUGGUGGGGAGUGAUUGCAAACGACAAACAAGAUAAUGUAAAAGUCGAAGCUACUGAAUGUGAUAAUAAUGAGAUCAAAUCGAAGUCUGAUUAUGUGAUGGUUAAGGUGAAAGACGAGGUUGUGACUGUUAAAUUAAGAAAUAAAAAUGUAACCAAAAAGCUAGAAAUAGGAAAAGAGGAAGAAUUAUUUUCGCAACCUACUAGUACAAGAAAUAGUGUAUAUGAUGAGUUAAAUGAAGACAAUCAAGUUGUUUCAGGAGGUACGUUGAUGAGAGUUGAUAGUUUUGCUUCACAACUGGAGGCCCUUAAACGCAAUUCAGGCCUAUGGAAUUUAGGCGAUAUUUUAUCAAACAAACCAGAAAAUAUCAUUAAAGAAGAAAGUGUUGAUACUGUUGAUAGUGAAUCAGAACAAAGCGAACCAGAACAAAGUGAACCAGAACAAAGUGAACCAGAAGAACAAAGACUUACCAAUGAAGAAUAUACUGAUGAUGAACAAACAAUAAAUGUUGCUGAGCAAAGUAGUUUGUGUACAGAACCUCGUGAAGAAACUGCAAAUCUUAGUGAAGAAUCGGAAAUAGAUUUUUGGAGUCAAAUCAAAAACGACGAUGACGAUUUCCAACCGAGAAGACGAAGCUAUUAUCUAAAUGAAGAAGAGAAUGAUGACUCCAAUGAACCAAUAAAUGAUAACACUUAUGAAGAAAAAGUUGAUUCUGCUAACUCUAGAGAUAGUAGUUGUAGUAAGAGUCCCGAAAACAACAAAGCUUCUGAAACUGAAUCGUCAGAAGACGAAGCUGAAAUCAGAAAUAGUCGCUCGAAAUCAUUGGAACCGCAAACGAUAAAAGAACGCAUUGAAGCUUUAAGAAAUAGCAUCUCAAACAAGCAACAGAUAUCAACACCUGAUAAAGAAGACCUGAACAUAUUGUCAGUUAAGAAUAAAAUAUCCGCCAUUGAAGUUCCCACAAGUAAAACAACCUCAACGAAAAGCAGCAUGAAAUCGUUUGAUGAAUAUUCGGAAGAAGAAGAAUUAGAUUCUGGAGUGAUUUCAGAUAUAUCAAGACACAUAAGCGAUAAUGAAGAAUUUCCCGAACUGAAAAAAAUGACCCGCUACGAACGUGCUGCAACACACUCUCGAUUAUUCAAACUUCUUCAGGAUGAAUGUGAAAUUGAAGAACAGGAAGAAGCAACCGAUAAAUUUAGUAAACUAAGUGUAAGGCAAGUGAAGCAAAGUAGAAGCAAAUUAAGUUUGAAUUUAAAUACUGAUAAUGUCAAUGAAAAGUUGGUGGAAGAGUUAGUGCAAAGCCUACUGAAGUCGAAGAAAGCUCACAUUUUCAAAAAUAUGCCCAAAGAAAAACUAUAUGCUGCCGCUGUAACCAUAUUACAAGAAGGUAUUGAUACCAAUGAAACACCUUCAGAAGAAUUUAGCAGUCUUUUGUCACCUUUAAGAGGUGACACUGCAACUAGCACUCCAGCUCAAACCCCUCAGGAAUUUUACAAUGACAACGGCUACAAACAAUAUUACGAUUCGUGGAGCGAUGCAGCUGUUGACAUAAUGCCUUCAAAAGCUUUCAAGCUGUUGCAAGACCAUCUUGGUGCUAAUAAAUUGGGUAACAUUGAUGGUUUUAUGGCCAAAUGUCCUCGAAUAUUGAAGCUUUUAGAUGAAAAUAGUUCUGAUUGUUCCUUAUCCCUAAAUAAUCCCGAAUCGAACGACGUAACGAACACUUGAAAAUAUGACGAUAUUUGGAUAUUUGUGGAAUCAAAAUUUUGUCAGGGUUUAGGACCCGACCAAUCUGAUUUUUAGAAACUGUUAAUUUACGCAGUACCUACUUACCUACUGAAAACGAAUAUAGAUAAUAACAAAACAAAAAGGAAAAUGAAGAGAGUUUAACAGGCACAUUACAUGGGAAUCUGUUUUAAGUUUUUCGCUUAUAAAUACUGAUAUGCAUUUUUUUUUAUCCCUUUCGUUUCGUAACUCUAGGUUUUAAUGUAUAAUAUUGACUUUGUUAUAAUGUGUUACGGCUGGAAUGUUUUUUUUUUCAAAUGUUGAAUCUAACUGUUGAAUCUAAAUUUCAAUACGUUAUUCAAUUUUAAGGUGAUUUUGCUAUCUAUUUUUAUGUAAUAAGGCUUAAAGAUUAGAUACAGGCAAAACGAUGUGUUGUUUUUAACAAUAAUAAUUAAUAGGCUUUUGAAAAGUAGCUCAAAAUAUAACUUAUAGUUGUGACUGUAAAUAAUUUUAAAUAUUAUCGCGUCCGCCUAAUAUAUUAUUUACCUAAUUAUAAUAUUCAUAAUGGUGUAAAAUGUAUUUUUAAUAAAUAUAAAAAGUUUAAUAUUA